GGUCUCACCACACCUCACCUCACCUCACCUCUCACCCCACCACUUCCCCACCACCGCGAACAACACCCCCCCUUCCCUCCUCCUGCUCAGGUACGACGACGGCCACGAUGCACCCACAUCUCCACACCAAGGACAAUCGAGGAUGCGAGGACGUAAUGAUCGCCCUCGACGAGUGCCAUGCCCGCGGCUUCCUCUACAAGGCGUCAGGCAUGUGCAACCAGGCGAAGCGCGACGUCACGAAGUGUCUGCGCGCCGAGCGUAUCGAACGCACGAGGAAGAACCGCGAGAAGGCGAAUGAGAAGCGCCAGGAGACUGUGCAGAUGUGGAAGGACAUCGAUAAGAAUUCAUGAGUCCGAAUGGACGUGUACUGCGAGAGGUGUAUGAUAUCAAUUGAUGGCAGUCUGAGGCUAGGUCGGUUGGAAAGGCUGCUUAGUUAGACUACGGUAUUAGAGAGUGUACGAUGGCGUGAAAGGUAUUACUUUCAAUUCGAUUCCACUCAAUCGUAAUAGUGGCUUGUAGUA
This is a messenger RNA of Tricharina praecox, 521 nucleotides long. Its product is annotated as cytochrome c oxidase biogenesis protein Cmc1-like protein. Lineage: Eukaryota; Fungi; Ascomycota; Pezizomycetes; Pezizales; Pyronemataceae. The coding region runs from base 108 to 350 and encodes 80 amino acids. The transcript has 2 exons. The record is from RefSeq and is a predicted model, not a curated record.